Messenger RNA from Nyctereutes procyonoides (raccoon dog), 939 nucleotides. Its product is annotated as olfactory receptor 6B2-like. Gene Ontology annotation, cellular component: membrane. The coding region runs from base 1 to 939 and encodes 312 amino acids. Lineage: Eukaryota; Metazoa; Chordata; Mammalia; Carnivora; Canidae. Gene Ontology annotation, biological process: G protein-coupled receptor signaling pathway. The record is from RefSeq and is a predicted model, not a curated record. The transcript has a single exon. Gene Ontology annotation, molecular function: olfactory receptor activity; G protein-coupled receptor activity.
AUGCGGGGACGGAACGCCACCAAGGUCAGCGUGUUCGUCCUGCUGGGCUUCCCCACGGCCCCUCGGCUGCAGUACGUGCUCUUCCUCGUCUUCCUGAUCACCUACCUCUUCGUCCUGGUGGAGAACCUCGUCAUCAUCGUCACCGUCCACCGCAGCGCCCCCCUCCACAGGCCCAUGUACUACUUCCUGAGCACUCUGUCUGUCCUGGAGGUCUGGUACGUGUCUGACAUCAUCCCCAAGAUGCUGGGGGGGUUCCUCCUGCAGCAGAAACUCAUCUCCUUUACCGGCUGCAUGACCCAGCUCUACUUCUUCAGCUCCCUGGUGUGCACCGAAUGUGUGCUCCUGGCCUGCAUGGCCUAUGACCGCUACGUGGCCAUCUGCCACCCCCUGCGCUACCAAGUCAUCAUGACCACGGGGCUCUGCGUCCGGCUGGUGGCCUCCUCCUUCAUCAGCGGCUUCUCCAUCUCUGUCAUCAAGGUGUACUUUAUCUCCAGGGCCACGUUCUGUGGCUCCAACGUCCUGAACCACUUCUUCUGUGACAUUUCCCCCAUCCUCAAGCUGGCCUGCACCGACUUCUCGACGGCGGAGCUGGUGGACUUCAUCCUGGCCUUCAUCAUCCUGGUGUCGCCCCUGGUGGCCACCGUGCUGUCUUACGGGCACAUCACCCUGGCCGUCCUGCGCAUCCCCUCGGCCACGGGCCGCUGGAGGGCCUUCUCCACCUGCGCCUCCCACCUCACCGUGGUCACCAUCUUCUACACGGCCUUGCUUUUCAUGUAUGUCCGGCCCCAGGCCAUCGAUUCCCGGAGCUCCAACAAGCUCAUCUCUGUUCUCUACACUGUCCUCACCCCGAUAAUCAACCCCUUGAUCUACUGCCUGAGGAACAAAGAAUUUAAGGCUGCCUUGAGAAAGGCUCUGGGCUUUGGUCAAGUUCCCACGUAG